AUGCGUGGCGACGAACAUUGUGUAUUUCAAGAAUGGCUUUGCGACGGCAGAAACGAUUGUCCCGACGGCAGCGACGAGUUGGAUUGCAGAACAAAUAAAACAUAUGCAGAAAGUUGUAAAAUAGAGAAUUUCAAAUACAUGUGUCAAAAUCAUCAAUGCGUACAUCUUAACGCAGUAUGUAACGGAAAAGAUGACUGUGGUGACAAAUCAGAUGAAGGUGCCGGUUGUACACCACCCAGUUGCCCCAGCUCGGUAAAAUGCGAUCAUGAAUGCAAACAAACUCCUAAAGGAAGUGUAUGUUUCUGUAAACCGGGUUAUAAGUUACAAAAUGAUAAUCACACUUGUAUAGAUAUCGACGAGUGUCAAACUUAUGGCAUAUGCGAUCAAGAAUGUAUGAAUUCUCCAGGAUCGUAUAGUUGCAAGUGUCAAACGGAUUAUUUCUUACAGGAGGACAAGAAAACCUGCAAAGCGAGUGGUCGUGCUAAAAUAUUGUUCUCUACAAAAAACGAGAUUAUCGAAAUGUAUCUCACCACGAAAAUAAAUGACGUUGAACUCUUCAAUGAAUUGAAAUUCUCAAGUGACCUGGUCAGUAUUGCAGUAAACGAUGAACAGAUAUAUUUUUCGAAAUUGGAAGAUGAUAAUGAAGUCAUUUCAAGAAAUAUUCUUAAUAUGUCUACAGACAUCGUGACAAUAGGCUUGUCAAAGAUAUCGUCGAUGGCCAUAGAUUGGAUCACAGAAAACCUAUAUUUUACGGACAAGAUUUAUCAUCAUAUCGCAGUUUGCAAAAUCAUCGGAAAUGACACAAAUUGCACUGUAUUAAUCGAUGAUAUUGAUGAGCCAACAGGAAUUGCUUUAUUACCAACUCGUGGGAAAAUGUAUUGGUGUAAUUGGAGUUCUAAUCCACACAUAGCAGUGGCGGGAAUGGACGGCAAAAACAUCCACGUAUUUGUCUCUGAAAAUAUAAGUGCGCCGAGAAGCCUAACUAUUGACUAUCAAACCGAUCGAUUAUAUUGGGUGGAUAUCAAAUUAAGGAAAAUUGAAUCAAUACAUUUAGACGGAACUGAUCGAAGAUUUGUACUACAAAAUAUAAUAUACGACCCAUUUUCAUUGGCGAUCUUCGAAAAUAAAUUGUACUGGACCGACAUGAAAUCCAGUGCGAUACAUUCAUGCAAUAAAUUCACUGGAAAGGAUUAUCGGAAUAUCUUACAUCGAAGUUUACAUCAUCCUUAUAGUAUGCACAUCGAACAUCCAGCGCUGAAGCCUAAAAUUAACAAUCCAUGCCUUUCCAACCCGUGUUCCGAAUUGUGCAUGCUAAAUCAGGAGAACAGAUACACGUGCGCUUGUACUUUGGAUAAAGAAUUAAACGCCGACAAUCAUACCUGUAAAGAGACGACGAAGAAGCAUCAUUUGCUGAUAUUUGGUAGAUAUAUAUUUGUAGACUAUUAUGACGGAAUGAUAGGCAAGCCAAAAGUGAAAGAUAUACCGAAAUCACUUAUAAAUGGACAUAUAGAAGACAUGGCAUCUGAUCCGAUCACUGGCCAGAUAUUCAUAUUAUGGAGCGGAUGGACACAAAUAGAUGUCAAUCGCUUCGAUCCUGUCAAUGAUAUUUUUGAAAACAUCAUAUCGAAGAAUUAUUCGUUUGCUUACUAUAUGGGGAUAGCAUUUGAUUAUAUUAGAAAUAACUUGUAUUUAACAAAUUCACGCAACGCAUCUAUCGAGGUAUACAAUGUAAAAACCCUGGCAAUGACGACUUUCUAUUUUAAGGAUAAUAUUCCCGAUUAUAUUACAUUGGUGCCUGAAGAAAGAGACAGUAAAACACUCUUUGUGAGUGCUGAAAACACUAAUAGUAUCUUGUUGCACUCGGCUGAAGGCACACGUAAGUUCCGUACUGAAUUAGAUCUGCCUUUUGGUCUUACUAUCAUUGGCGACAUUAUCUAUUGGACUGAAAGUGGAUCAAAAAAAUUUUACUCGACAAAUGUUAAAAACACUUUUGAUCUGAGCCAUAAGAAUGUAAUUCCUUUGCAUACACACAUAGGACUGCCGUUUCUAAUAACUUUGCGCAGAGAUGUUAAAUUUGAUCACGAUUGUCAGAAAAAUAAUGGAGACUGCUCACACGUGUGUUUGCCUACUAAUACUUCAUUUAUUUGUGCUUGCCCUCCUGGAAUGACGCUUUCAUAUGACGAUCAUACUUGCAUUAUGUAUGAAUGUCCUGCGAACGAAUUUAAGUGCGACGAAUAUAAUCUCUGCAUAUCAAAAAAAAAUGUAUGCGACGGUAUCAAAGAUUGCCCGCAUGGUGAAGACGAGACGAUAGACUGCCAUGAAAAGAAGAAAUGUGAGAAAGAUCACUUCACCUGUACAAAUGGCGAGUGUACCGAUAUGAAACAUCGUUGUGAUUGGCGUUACAAUUGCAUCGAUCAUUCGGAUGAGGAAAAUUGCGAAAGACCGCAAUGCUUAGAAGAUGAAUUUCAAUGUCACGACGGGUUAAUCUCUUGCAUACCGAAGACACUUGUAUGCAACGAGUUCCCUGAUUGUACAGACGCAUCGGAUGAAACAAACGAGGCAUGUAAAGAAACAACAUGUUUAGACGGAGAAUUUCGGUGUCACAAUGGUCAUUGUAUAUCGGCUUCGCUGAAUUGCGACGGCUUCAAUGAUUGCCUCGAUGAGAGCGAUGAAAUAUUUUGCCCACAUCAUUUAAGUAAUUGCAGCAAGCAAUUCCAGUAUCAGUGUCUUGGCACUAAUUUGUGUCUUCCUAAAAUAGUAAGAUGUGAUGGCGUAGUUGAUUGUCCGAGAGAAGAUGACGAGCAUAACUGUGACGUGUGUUUGAACGAUGAAUUUAAUUGUGACGGAACGAAGUGCAUUCCGAAGAGUUGGGUAUGCGACAAAAAGGAUGAUUGCGACGAUAAUUCAGAUGAGAAAGAUUGUAUCGAUGGUAAAAAGACCAUCAUGGAUUCUACUGAAUGUAAUGAAUUCAAAUGUUCUAUCGGCACUUGUCUGCCGUACUAUGAAGUAUGCGAUGGUUUUCAAAACUGCCCAGACGGCAGCGAUGAAAAUGGAAAGUGCCAGACCGCUUGUUCAAUAGAUACUCAUUGUGAAAGUCGAUGUUACAAGACACCAAAAGGCGAUGUUUGCGGCUGUCAAUAUGGAUAUCGUUUAACUAAUGCGACUUCUUGCGAGGACAUAAACGAAUGCGAAAACGACGUUUGCUCGCAGUUUUGUCGGAAUUCAGUGGGUUCUUUCGAGUGUUUGUGUCAUAAGGGAUAUUACAUCGAUAUAAUUGACGGAGUUUCUUGCAAAGCUUUCGGCCCACUAAUGAAAUUCAUCACCGUUACUGAUAUCGAUAUUAGGAUGAUAUCACCUAAUAGACACUCGAUUCAUGUGAUCCAUUCAUUAUCAGGAUAUAGUAUAAAUGGAUUUGACGUGAACGCAGUCCACGAUUCUGUCUAUUGGAGUGAGAGUGAAUUCGGCACUAUUAAGAAACUCAAAAUUAGAGGAAAUAUAGAGGAAACAAAGAAAAUAUUCACAGUCACUAUCGAGCAUCCGCAGGCACUCACGAUUGAUUGGAUCACCGACAAUGUCUAUGUCAAUGAUAAUGGUCAUUUGAAUACGAUUCAGGUAUGCAAUUUCGAGAAUCAAAGAUGUGCGAUACUGGUGGAGAUAGAAGAUAAGGCAAAAGUAGGAUCCCUUUUUGUUGACUCGACUAAUAGAUGGCUAUUUUGGUCUCAAAUAACUUGGCAAAUGGACAAACCGUUUAGCAAAAUAUGUCGGACAGAUAUGAUGGGCGCCGAUAUGAAAAUUAUUGAUUCUGAUGUAGGCUUUGUGAGCGGAAUGACAGUCGAUUACAUAAAAUCUAAAUUAUAUUGGUUGGACAAUUUUAAUGAAGUUAUCAAAUUAUCUAAUCUGGAUGGAAGUCAACGCAGCACGUUCUUAAGUACCAAUAUGCGUUAUCCGUCAAGCAUUAGUAUUUAUGAACAAUCGAUUUAUUGGUUGACGGGUACAAACGGUCAAUUGCGAAGUUGUAAAUUGUAUGGUAAAAGAUUGUGCGAAACAUUAAAUGUAGGCACAAAUAAUGUUCACAAACAGUUCGCCAUUCUUCAUAUUUCCAGGCAACCUGUUGGUAAAAAUCCUUGUGACGUAGAGUUUUGCGAUUAUAUGUGCGUUUUGAAAAAGGAAAAUGCAACGUGUAUUUGUUCAGAUGGUAAACCGAUAAAAUCCAAUACCACUUGUACGAUAAAUAGUAAAUUAAUUGGCAAUACACAACAUACAAGUAUUUAUAUCACAACAAUAAUCGUAUUACUAAUUGCUGUUUUAUUAUUAUGCAUUUACAACUGCUAUCAGAGAAACAAAUUCCAGUGGAAACUAGCAGGCGACUUAAACAUUCACCGCUUUCAUUUUCAAAAUCCGUUGUAUGAUCGAAGAGAUGAGAUUGAGUUGACACUCGAUUCGACAAUUGAAGACUUGUCUUCUGAACAGCACGAACAUGUCAAUCCUCUUGAUGAUGAAUUUGCUGCGAUGGAAAGUAAUAGAAGAGACAAAGAUCAGGUGCUCGGAGGAAAGAGAUGUUGAAGAGAUAGAAAAGCUAGAUUCGAGU
This is a messenger RNA of Mycetomoellerius zeteki, 4588 nucleotides long. RefSeq names its product vitellogenin receptor. Gene Ontology annotation, biological process: receptor-mediated endocytosis. The record is from RefSeq and is a predicted model, not a curated record. The transcript is spliced from 28 exons. Gene Ontology annotation, molecular function: hormone binding; protein binding; calcium ion binding. NCBI's taxonomy places the organism in Eukaryota, Metazoa, Arthropoda, Insecta, Hymenoptera, Formicidae. Bases 1 to 4563 code for a protein of 1520 amino acids. Gene Ontology annotation, cellular component: plasma membrane; signaling receptor complex; apical plasma membrane.